AUGGCAACCAAUGGCAAAGACGGAUGGGCUCUCUUGGAGGCCAUCAACAAAACCGACCUCUCCACCUUGAGAUCGUUGCUCAAUUCCAUGUGCCAAAGCUCUGAGGAGUGCUACAAUGAAGCCGCCAAGCGACUUCUGGUGCCUGUGACCAACAGGAAGCGAGCGGCCGAGCAGGAGCCAGACGACUCCACCAAAAGACAGAAGACUGUGGUGUCCCGGUAUGAGAAGUGCAUCACCUGUAAGGAGGUCUUUGACAUCACCGGGAACGGCGAUGAUGCUUGCAAAGCACACGAGGGCGACCUAGUGGUCGACCCCGAGCAUUUUCCGGACGACGACGAUAUAAUGGGCUACUCGGGGAUUGAGGUCGAUCCAUACACCGAUUGGCGUCGUGAAGAAUGGCCCGACGGCUUUUACUGGACGUGCUGUGAUGAACGCCUGCACGGCAAGUUCUGCAUCGUGCAGAAGCACAUUCCUGAUACGCGAUCGGCGUUGGCGCAAAUAACAUCAGACCAGACGCCAGGCAGCAACAGCAUGCGAGCAUAUUGCCUUGUCCUUAUUACGCUCAUCGCGGUUGGAGUCUCUGCGCAGCCAACGGAGGACUCCACCGUGAAUGCGCUCAAAGGCCCAGUCUCUGGCCCCGACGAUGAUCUCGGAGGCUCAAGCGGCUCGGCUCCUCAUGAGCCCCUGAUUUAUCCAGAUCCAUCCAGCAUAGAUAAACGCGGCCUUGACCCGCGUUUCGAUAUUGGCGGCGUGAGCAUUGACCUCGACUCCCUCUCGACCCAGGUCUAUGACAAGGUCAAGGGUGAAGUGGGCGAGGCCAUUGACAGCGCCAGGGAGGGACUCAACGAAGCCAUCGACGCGGCUCGGAAAGGCCUGGAGGAGGCCCGCGACGCCGCCAAGAAGGUGCUGGAUGACAUCAAGAACGCCGUCGAGGAGGUCUGGGAGAAGAUCAAGGCCAAGGUGGCCGAGCUCGAGAACCAGAUCAUGACGGCCGUCCACGACUGGGUGUGGGAGUACAUCCUCUGGCCGCUGAUCAAGCUGCUCAUCAUCAUCCUGGUCCCGUUCGUGCUCCUGUUCCUGUGGUGGGCGCUGCACCUCGUGGCCAAGCCCUUUGUCCGGGAGCUGGAGAUCAGCUUCGAGAUGCAGGACAUCCGGGACGGGGCGGCCGCCGACAAGGGCGAGCUCCCGCCCCGGCCGCGCGCCAGCAGCCGCGGCUGGGCGUACUACGCGGUGCGGAGCUGGGAGCGCUACGGCCAGGGGCUCAUCUGCUUUGCGUGUCCGUGGAUCGGCAACUGGAUCCUGUGGAAGAGCCGCAACAAGAUGAGCAAGGAGGUCGAGAAGCUCCGGGCCGAGGUCAACUUCUUGAUGAAGCGACAGGCGCAGAGAGAGGUGCAGGCGAGACAGAAGCCGAUUGUUGGAGCGGCCGGGGCCUAUUUGUAA
Neoarthrinium moseri is the source of this 1440-nucleotide messenger RNA. RefSeq lists its product as uncharacterized. The record is from RefSeq and is a predicted model, not a curated record. The coding region runs from base 1 to 1440 and encodes 479 amino acids. Lineage: Eukaryota; Fungi; Ascomycota; Sordariomycetes; Amphisphaeriales; Apiosporaceae. The transcript is spliced from 3 exons.